Molecule: messenger RNA, 743 nt
Organism: Drosophila arizonae
Lineage: Eukaryota; Metazoa; Arthropoda; Insecta; Diptera; Drosophilidae
Product: kunitz-type serine protease inhibitor homolog delta-dendrotoxin-like
Molecular function (GO): serine-type endopeptidase inhibitor activity
Source: RefSeq, a predicted model, not a curated record
AAUUUAGCGAAUGGCCACAGCAAAGCACUUUGCACAUCUGUUUUGCCCAAGAUUUGAUCUUGACUCAGCCAUAAUUGAAAGAUCUUUGAGCAAUUACUGAUAGAACGCGAAUUGGACUAGACUUUGAUCCAUUGGGCACUUUCCCAAAUGACAUUGCCGCUGACUGUUCGCAUGGCUAUAAAACGCCUUUGGUUCUAGCCCACUUCAAUCAGUCUAGCGAAUUCAGUUAUUUGGCCAAGAGGUGAGAGAAUUCAAACACUUGCGGAAUGUCCUAUUUCUUGCUGCUGCUGUUGACUGCACUUGUUACCGCCGACUGGCCCGACGGUGGAUUGGACGACUGCAAACAGCCGCCAGAGUACGGCAGCUGCCACUCCCACGUCCGCAUGUGGUACUACAAUCCCAACACCAGAAGCUGCAAACCCUUCGACUAUUCGUCCUGCGGCGGCAACUCGAAUCGCUUCUUCACCAAGACCGAGUGCUUCGCCCACUGUGCACCGCAGCGCGCAGCUCGAUUUAAUCACUGAUCGAAUUUAAACGACGAAGCAGAGGCAAUGCCCGAGGCGCAAGCGAUUUCCAGGCGACUAAAACUAAGUUUUUGGGUUAAUGCAUAUUCAGAUGUGUGUAUUAAAUAUACAUGCAUAUUAUUAAUAUGUGUCUACACGUAUUUAUCUACAUGUAUUGACAGAGUUCAUUAGGCUUCAAGUUUGUCUUACGCGACUGUAACAUACUCUGUACUUAGCUAG